CUUUAACCGUUGGGGACGUGUCCAGAGACUUGCUUGAUGGAGGGUCUGGCCAGACUUCUUAGGCCCUGCGGAACCUUUCUCUUUUCGUGCCAGCUUCGGCUGCUACUGCUCUUGUUGAAUGAAAACAGGCCGUUUAUCUGGUGGGAUACCCGAUUACGCGGUUAUCUUGACCCGCCCGGGCCCACUGCGGCUGUUCAGUCGGCAGGCGCUUGUGCACUUUGGCAUCGUGUUUCCCGCUACUCAAAAUGAUGCACGAGUUAGCUCUCUGCCCUGGUCGCGUCUGAUGAUCAAAGUGUGUGUGUUCGAGGCCUCUACUCGAUCUAAUACACGCCAGGAAUCAACGCGUAGGGGCAGCGGUCCGCCCACGCCAGCCACUGUGCGCCAAACUGCGCUUUGAGCGCCGCAUCCUCCUUUGCCAUGCGACCCGCGAGGCCGGAGACGAUGACGGACAUGAGCGACAUGUAGCCGAGCCCGAGCAUCCUGCCGGGGACGCUCCCCCGGUACACGCACUCGACGGCCCACGUCCCGGGGCUGCUGAAGUACAGCACGAGCCCCGCAUAGACGAGCAGCGCGCCGGCGUACGACGGGUGGCGCACGACCGCGUACGGGCCCGCGGUGACCAGCUCGUGGUUCUUGAGGAUGCCUGUCUCGAACGUGAAGUGGCGCCCCAGCGCGCGGUAGCACGCGAGCCGGAUCAGCGCGCCGCUCGCGAUGAGCAGCAUCCCCAGCACCAUCGGUGCGGACGCGCUCGCGCUGAUGCGCCGCGCGUCGCCGCCCAGCGCCGGCAUCAUGUCGGCGGGGAGCACGAGCGAGAGCGUCUCGGCGAGUGCGAUGCACCAGUACAGGAUCUGCGGAUUCGGUCAAGCACGCCGCACAUCGCCGCACAGAGAUAAUCGGGGGACGCACUGUCGGCGAAUGCCGCAUGUACGGCGAGACGAGGACCCAUUCGACUGUGGUCGGGGUCACCGUCCGAUCCGAGUUUUUGAGGGGUGGGUUGGGGGAGGUGGACGCGACGUGCAGGCCCGCGGUCGCGGCCAGAACACAGAUGAGUUUGGGGAGAAUCUCCAUUGGAGUACAAUCGCGAACCCAGCCCACGUUGUUUAUAGGGGGAGGCAUGUAGUGCGGGGGCGUGCACGGGAGAAGCACGGCCGCGAAUCUCGAUCGCUUUGAGUGUUUCUGUUCCACGCGCCACUGUUGCAUUGCCAGAGAGACGACGGCUGCUAACCGGGUGAUAUGCUCCUGCCAGCCAGCGAAGGGUGUCAAACGAACCUCGCUCCUAAGCGCCUAGCGUAAUUCAUCUCUCACAGAUACCCAGCAGCCGCUCAGUGAACGUGGCGAAUCGCAGGUGGAAUGGAUAUGCCGACAUGACUGUGGGAUAAAGAAGAUCCGAUUUAAUCUCACAGUUUAUCGGGGCCACUCUCUAAUCUACCCAGUGCUCCUUUUGAUUCUCUGGGUGAUAUUUAACGAUGGGGGCGGAGCAUGUCUGCAACCUCCAAGAUCAUGGCAGGGCUCCUCGCGCGUCCCACGUCCACCGAGCUGCAAGCGUGCUGGGAACUCUGCCGCCUGCACAACAACAUCGGCUUCUGGGUCGUCUGGCUUCCGACCGCUUGGUCGAUCGCCAUGGCCCUCAAAGCGCAGCCGGAGCUCCCGCUACGCGACGCCGCGGCGCGUGCGGUGCUCUACGUCCCGCUGUGCUUCGGCGUCAAGUCGCUCAUCAUGACCGUCGACGACCUCCUCGACUACGACAUCGACGCGCUGGUCGCGCGCACGCGGGACCGGGCGUUGCCGCGCGGGGCGAUAUCCCGGGCGCGCGCGUGGGCCUUCUUCGCGCUGCAGGCUUCGCUCGGCGUUGUUUUGGCGUGCGGGGUGCUGAGCCGGACGGCGUUGUACGCGUCGAUGACGGUCUGGCCGCUGUAUGUCAUAUAUCCGACCUGCAAGCGAUGGACAAAUCUCGCACCGGUUCCACUCGGGCUGAUGUUCAAAAUCGGAGUCUUCAUGGGAUGGAGCGACGUGAGCGUCGACGGGAGCGUAGCGUGGCAUGUGCUGAUCCCAGUCUACCUCGGCGCAUGCUGCUGGACGCUCACGUACGAGACGAUCUACCAGCACCAGGAUAAACUGGACGACCGGCGCCUCGGGAUCCACUCGCCGGCGCUGCUCUGUGGGGCACAGACGAUCCCCGUGUGCACCGGCACGGCAUGCGCGUUCCUGGGCCUGCUGACGUACGGCGGCGCGGCGAACGGCCACGGGGCGCUCUUCUUCGGCGCCGUGGCCGUCGCGGGCGCGCUGCUCCUCUCUGCGCUCGCGGGAACGGACAUCGAUGCGCCCGCGGACUGCAAGAGAUUUUUUCUCAAGACGCCGAUGAUUGGGCAGAUUAUCCUGGCGGGCUUGGCGGCGGAUGUGCUGUGGGAGCGCGCGGCUGGUUGGCGCGGGGUGUAGUGCAGACCGAUGAUUUUUUUUUCGUUGUCUGUUUAGGAAUAAUAUCCCGAAGCUCCACGGCGGGGAACCAGGUUUCAUGAGAUCCGGCGCGACACCCGCCAGCCGGCCAAUGCAUGUUCUUCGAUUCGCCAUGUUAGAUGAGAUGAGUAUCGUGUCAACAUACACGCGCUUGACACAUUCUUCAAGUUUUCGCAGUCUUCUUCAUCUUCAUCUUAAUCAUCGUCAUCUUUUUUUGCUGUUCUUCUCAGAGUGAGUCUCACUCAACAGAAAAUCCCACGGGGCUGGAUAGCGCAGUCAGUCUGACUUCCAAGAUGGAAAUGAAG
Molecule: messenger RNA, 2759 nt
Organism: Mycena citricolor
Lineage: Eukaryota; Fungi; Basidiomycota; Agaricomycetes; Agaricales; Mycenaceae
Source: the annotation of a GenBank genome assembly